UGCCAGCCAAUCAACAACAGUCUCAUCCAGUGACGUCAUCCACGUACGCCCCUAAGCCCGCCUUUCCCAACUCUUAGAUUAGAUGGUCUUGUCUAAUGGACAAACUGUAAUAAGGCACUUCCUUCAGGAUGAACACACUCAUUGUCAGCACCAGGAUCCAGUCUUAAAACAUUGGCAAGACCUCAGAGCCACCUCUUGUUCAUCCUUUCAAUCAUCAGCUUCUCCAACAAAGCCUGCGAGAUAAAUGGCGACUCUGCUCCUGCCGGCGCCGUCACACUUUGGUUUUAACCUCGGGACAGACUUCUCUCCUGCACCGAGGGCCGCUCUGGAGGAUUGUGCCUGAGCGCGGCGGGAGGGGCGCGGCGGGAGCUCGGAGGCGGGGAGCACAGAGCGGAACCUCUUCGGCCAAUCGGCGUGCACACCGCCUGACAACCAGCCAAUCAGCGGGAGCAGAGCUAGGGGGGCCGAGCGGAUAAUACUAGGAAAGAGAGCGGAGGCCGGCGACUGCAGCGAGGGGCGCUGCGCUGCACGCUGUAGCGUGCGCCCGCCGGCUCUAGGAACCUGAGGUCAGAACCUGGUGAAGGCGGCCCAACCUUCCCGUCCAGCUAGGGCCAGAGGAAGCCAAAAGCAGCCUCUGCGAGGUGAAGCGCUCCGGACUGCUGAGGACAGAUCAGAACUUUGCAGAUUCCAGGAUGUGGUGUGGGAUGAGGUCCCUGAGGAUUUGACUCACCUCUCCACCCCCUUUCUCCUCCACUCCUCAUCCACUGGGCUCCGAGCCUUCAGCUGUCAGACCCCAAUUUCGUGGCAGGGUGUGGCGACCCUGAUUUCUGUUUGCAAGCACAGCCAGCAGCCCAAGAGCAAGGUCCCAAGGCUGGAUAUUUUUUGCCUUGGCUGCUUAGCCUGGGCCUCAGAGUCUUGAGAGCAGACGACUGAGAGUAGGCCAGGGCGAAGCCUUGUGCGCCAUGGCGGAGGGGCAGAAGGGUCCCGCCACGGACUGGGAGAUCGAUGUGGAGAGCCUAGAGCUGGAGGAGGACAGCAGCGGGUUAGCGCUGCCUGCGCCGCCCGGAACCACCCAGCCGCCGGCCGACGGGGACGGCGAGGACGACGAGGACGCAGAAGACGAGGACGACGAGGACGCAGAGGACGAAGGCGAUGGCGAGGAGGCGGGCGCGUUCCCGGAGGUGCCAGGCCGGCUGGAGGAGCAGGGGGCAUUGGCGCCGAGGCCGCCUCCAGCGCCCCAGGCCUCGCAGGCGCGGGCAGGGCCCCCGGAGCGCGGUGCUAACGCUGUCUGCGGCUCGGAGCCGCGCAAGCUGAGCCGCACGCCCAAGUGCGCGCGCUGCCGCAACCACGGCGUGGUGUCCUGCCUCAAGGGCCACAAGCGCUUCUGCCGCUGGCGUGACUGCCAGUGCGCCAACUGCCUGCUGGUGGUGGAGCGGCAGCGCGUCAUGGCCGCCCAGGUGGCGCUCCGCAGGCAGCAGGCCACCGAGGACAAGAAGGGGCUUUCUGGGAAACAGAAUAAUUUCGAGAGGAAAGCUGUGUAUCAGAGACAAGUCAGGGCACCCAGUUUGCUGGCCAAAAGCAUUUUAGAAGUUCUCCUUGGAUUAUUCUACACCUGUAACAAUGUGUACAUAAUGAACCAUCUUUAGAAAAUAAAAGUGACAUCAGCUCUAGGCUACCGCCCCAUUCCAGCGGAAACUUAUGUGGGAGGGAAUUUACCUCUACCUCCUCCAGUAAGUGACCGGAUGAGGAAAAGGCGGGCCUUUGCUGAUAAAGAGUUGGAGAACAUUAUGCUGGAGAGAGAAUAUAAAGAGAGGGAGAUGUUGGAAGCUUCUCAAGCUGCUGCCUUGUUCCUGCCCAACCGCAUGGGACAUGGUCCUGAGUACAACUCCUACAAAAGCGCCUACAGCCCCACUCCGGUGGACCCACCAAGCAAAGACUUCUGCAAUUUUUUGCCCACCUGCCUUGAUCUAACCAUGCAGUAUUCAGGGUCCGGGAAUAUGGAACUCAUUUCUUCCAACGUCAGUGUGGCCACAACUUACAGGCAGUAUCCACUGUCCUCGAGAUUUUUUGUUUGGCCCAAGUGUGGCCCCAUUAGUGAUACCCUCCUCUACCAGCAGUGCCUGCUAAAUGCUACCACAUCAGUUCAGACCCUGAAGCCUGGGUCCAGCUGGGACUUAAAGGGAGCACGACUCCAGGAGGGACUCGGAGCAGAUCAUGAUAUGAUGCCACUGAAAUUGGAAGGCUCUCUGGUGCUGCCUCACACUCCUGAGGGCCAGACCUUGAGAAAUGACCUUCAGGGUCACCAGACCGGCUCGGAGAGGUCUGCGUUCUCCCCACCCCGACGGAAUUUCUCGCCCAUUGUUGACACGGACUCCCUGGCAGCUCAAGGGCACGUCUUAACCAAGAUCAGCAAAGAAAGCACCAGGCACCCUCUGCCACUUAAACAUAAUCCAUUCCACUCAUUAUUCCAGCAAACUCUUCAUGACAAAUCAAGUCCUGAGUUGAAAACAUCAUCUGUCAAAGAGGCCUUUGAAGAGGCCCCUAAAAAACCCAGAGAGUGUUUAGUUAGGGAGAAUCAGAAGUACACGUUUACAAUAGAUAGAUGUGCAAAAGACCUUCUCGUAGCCAAACAAGUUGGAACAAAACUCUCAGUGAAUGAACCGCUGUCAUUUUCUGUUGAGUCUAUUCUUAAGAGGCCUUCGUCUGCCAUUACUCAUGUCUCUCAGUGAAAGGCUGCUUACAUGGAAAGCUGGAUUUUCUGCAGCCUCAGAGGAUUCUUACAAGUCACUAAUUUUUUUUUUUAAAGUUAAGAUGCUUGUAUAAAGAAAUUUCUAAUGGAAAUGAUGAUGAUUUAAAAAAAUUAUAUGUUCGUAUGCAUGUAGUUUCCCUUGCCACAUAAAUAUAUUUAAACCUAAAGAUGAAAAUGGCUUACAUGCAAAUUGUAAAGUUUUAGGCUUUACAUAGCAUUUCAAAAAGCAAUAAAAUUGACACUGUUUUCUAAUAGACCUAGAAUUUGCUGAAGUAAAUAGUUUCUCUGUCGAGGUGAAAAAGCUAGUGUCUGUGAAAUGUGUUCUUUAUUUUUCUAUGAUUCUGUGUCUUUUCAUAUGCUCUUAAUUGUUGCUGGGGGCCACAGGAGAACUCAUCAGGUCUUAGUUGUGCACUUUGGAGGUUUAGAUUUAGCUAUUUGAGACUGAGGCAAAAAUAGCUCUAAGGAGAACAUAGGGAAGAUUUUAAUAUUCAUAGAAUCCUCAUUUCAUGUGAUUGGACAAAGUUGAAUUAAUUCAAAGAGGAAUCAAGUUUAGUAUUUAUGUGAUAACAUGGGUUCUUGGAAUGGAUUUCUUAACUCCCUAGAUCCCAGUUUCCUUCCCUGAUGGGGAUGUGUAUGUGGGGCCUCAGUCUUCCUUUCUAGAUUAAAAAUUCAUUCUGUGAUUUUCAGAUUACUCAGUGCUUCAGAGCAGGUUCCUUGUAAGGUGCAGUCAGAUCAAACUCUAUACUGGUAUGCGGUUGAACCCUCUCUCAGCUCUGUGUUACUUUGCCAUUUCCUGGGGACUGGUGACAGCGGGCAUUUAGCAGUAGGUCCAGUCACGACUCUCUUUACAUAGCAUUUCAAAAGCAAAAAGCUGGUCCAGGAAUUUCAGCUUUAUGUGUCCCACAUUUUCAUCACUGUCUCAGGUUUUGAGUGUAGCUCUCUUCUGAGAUAAGAAAGUUUACUAUUCAUAUUGCUUCAGCAAACAGUUGCUGAAGCCUGCAGAUGUUUAUCACAGCCUAAGGGUGGCCUCUUGCUUCUUAAAACUUUCCCUGUGUUUUAAAGUUUAUUAUUACCCUCUUGUUUUACUCAAAAUGUUAGCUGUUGUUCUAUAUGAAUGAUAAACUGAGAGUGAAACAUUUAUUAAAUAUGAAAUUUGUCCUUGAAGACCUCACCUGUAGACCCCAAAUCAAAUUCUGAGAUGUUAUAGUCAUUUCAACCUGGAAAAUCAAGAGUCAAGUAUCCCACAUGUAAUUUUGCCACGGAGUGAGGCUUUACUUCCAACUCUGCUCUGAUUUGGAUAACAAGAACACCAGGUGGGCAUGUUGAAUGGACUAUAGUAUUCAGCGUUUAAAGAGUUUCUGCUCUGGAAGACAUUAAAAAUUAUUUUAAAGUGAUUUUUUGCUACUGAUGAGCUCAUAUAAGCCUCAAGGGGUUCUCUGAAUUGUUGCUCAAAAUUAGCAUCAGUUUCACAAACAAUAAGCCAAACCUUAGAUUGAUUUUCAGUUUGUACUUGUAAAAUAAUACUUGAUUUUGUUGAGUCAAAUUUACUUAUUUUACUAUUGCAAAUGCCGGAGGGAAUGGAAUUUCGCCAGAGAAAAAGAAAAUGAAAGUGGGCAGAGAUCCCAAUAACUGUUGAAGAUUAUCACUAAGUGGAAAAAUGUUUUUCAGCCAUGAAGCCCUAGUGUCAGAAACAGAAUUGUACUGUGGUGGCUGUUCUACUCCAAACAGCCCUAGUUGUCUUUUUUUUUUUUAAUCUAUACAGUUAUUAAUUUUUAUCUUCCCAUCAGGAAUUUUUUUUUUGAGUGUGUGUUAAGUGUAAACUUAGUGUUGAAACUAACUGCUGCAGAAGUAACAGCAAAUCCCAUUAGAAUAAACCCACAUUGAAAAAAAAUCUCACUCGGAAAGACAUCUCAAUCCAAACAUGGAUUUAAAAAAUUUUUUCUUACUCUGUUUUAGCAUUUGGAAUACAUAUAUUUGUCAAAUUUUUUACCCUUUGUGUUCACUGAACAUUUGGGAAUAUCUUUUCUGUCUUCUCUGUAUAUCAUUUUAAUCUCAUUAAGUGAAUCCAAUUGGCUGUGGGUAUUAGUGGUUUUUCUCACAUUACCAGUGACCAGAAUUUUAUUGUUCGUAAACAUUUAUGAGAGUGAGUACUUUCCUUGGUGAAUUUAUUAUUAUACCAUACAUUAGUUCUGCUGUAAUGAUGAGUUCUUCUUGGAAUUUCAAACCUACCAAUUCUACCAUCAACCAAUCGGUGAGGACUUUGUGCUUGGCUCUUUACUUCUUUUCAUCAUUUCACUUCCAUAAAAGCUGCUAUUUGGCUAUAUACAGUCUUCAAAGAAUGCUAUCAUUGACAUAUUGAAUUAAAAUUGUGGUUUAAGCAUUUUUUUAAUGUUCAAGGCAAUGAAUGGGAUUUGGCUUUAAUCAUUUUUAAGAGCUUGAAGAAUAAUAAAUAAAACAUGGACUUUUUCCUCCAUUUGACUCACAGUACAAUAAUGCAGAUUUAGUGAUGUAUUUUCCUUCUAUCUUAACUGAUCAAGCAGUUCUGAAUAGUUUAUUACAGUGCUUCUCAAUCUUUAAUGGACAACAAAUUACUUGGGAAUUGAUAAAUACAGAAUCUGAUUCCACACUUCUGAGAUGGGCCUGAGACUCUGCAUUUCUAACAGACUCACAGAGUGUGCUGAUACGGCUGAUCUUAGGACCACAGUAUCAGUAUACUUGGGGUAGCAGAUGUUUUCAGCAUUUCUUUUACUUUAAUAGGUUCUAAAGCAAUAGAGUUAUCAUGAAAAAUUUAAUAUACAUGAAUAAUUAAAAAAAUUUCACUUCAAACCCAUAGAAUGUACAAUAUCAAGAGUGACCCAUACUGUAAACUGUGGACUUUAGGUGAUUAUGAUGUAACAAUGAAGAUGCAUCAAUUACCACUCUGGUGGGGAUCUUCAUAAUGGGCAGGCUAUGCCUGUGUUGAGGUAGAAGGAACAUGGGAAAUCUCUGUACUGUCCCCUCGAUUUUGCCAUGAACCAUUCUAAAAAACAAAAUCAGUUUUAAAAAGUUCCUUUUCUAACAGGUUGGUAGCAGAAGUGGGAUAAGCCCUAGGCAAAGUCGUGAAGUAAACAGGUUGCUUCUCUUCUCUCUCUUUUAUAAACCUCCAUGCUUUUUCAGUUUGGUUAAGAAAUAAUAUGUACUUUUAAUUGUGAUAAAUUCACAUAACAUAAAAUUCACUUUCUUAACCAUUUUUAAGUAUACAGUGGUAUUUACAUUUCUUCACAUUAUAUGCAACCAUAACCACCCUCCUUCUCCAAAACUUUUCAUCUUGCAAAACUGAACUCUGUUACCAAUCAAAUAACUCCUUCCUCCCUCCAGCUCUUGGCAACCACCAUCCUAUGUUUUGAUUCUAUAAAUUUGAGUACUCUGUGUAUCUCAUAUAAGUGGAAUCACACUCUAUUUGUCCCUUCAUAAUUGGCUUAUCUCACUUAGAAUGUUGUCUUCAGAGUUGAUUCAUGUAGCAUAUGUCAGAAUUUCCUUUUGUUUGAAGUCAGUAAUAUUCCAUUGUGUGCAUGUACCACAUUAUGUUUAUCCCUUUAUCUGCUGAUUUACACUUGGGUUGCCUCUACCUUCUGGUUAUUGUGAGUAAUGCUGCUGUGAACAUGGGUGUACAGAAAUCUCUGCAGUCAGCCCUCGUGUCCUGAUUUCACCUUCUUUCCAUCUUCAGGAACUCUGUUUUCUUGAGUAUAAACCCCACAUUAUUUCCCCCACUCCCAGUCUGUGAACCAUCUCCAUUCCUCACCAGUGCAGCACUACUCUGCCCACAGAGGCUCCAACGUCAGUUGUGCAGCUUUUAAUGUGAGUUUAAGUGAGUGUGUUAUCACACCAUCUUUAUUCAAAACCUUAAUUCUAAUUGUGGGGUGAAAGACUUGCAUUACUUUGUAUUAAGAAACUUUCUGGAAAUGUCUUCUGGAAAGUCUUGGCAGUACUAAAGAGCAAAGAAGUGGCUGGAGGUCAAGAUGAAGUAAGAAGGAGCGUCUACAAUUCCCUGUAGAAAAAUAAAGACAUCACUUAGCAAUGAGGCUGGGUUUUCACUUGGGACUAGAAUUCUUACUGGCCCUCUUGAUUUUAUUUAUUUUUGGAUUAAGUUUCUUUGUUCCUAUUCUAGGUGUGUAAGCUUAAGCUUAUUGCCUCCUGGGGUUUAGCUUUAGGGCUGUUAGCUCUUGAGAUGCUGGAUUCUGAAGUUUAUAAAGUUUGGUUUGUGGCACCCACAUAUUUAUUUUAAUGACUGUAUCGGGCUUUUAUUAUACUCUACCACCCUCAGUUAUAUUACUUUUUUUUAAAACUUGCUUUAUCUAAAUACAUUUCCUGAAUGCUGGACAGAGACACCUGGAAAUAGAUUGGCAUCUGGUGUAAUGAUAAAUAUGUCAUCAUAAUAAUUAACAUGUUUUUAGUGCCUGCUAAUUUAUAGAGCACACUCACACUUCUCUCUUUCUAUGGAUCACAUGUAGGUCUUGUUUAGAUCCUGUUUUCAAUGAAUAAACUGAAAAAGCCAUUUUUGAUACAGUGGGAUAUGAUUGAACAUAGACUAAUAUUAAAUUCUAUUUAAGGACUUAUUGGUAACUUUAUUGUUUGUGAAAAUAUCAUGACUGUAUUUUAAAAUGUCCUUACCUAUUAGAAAUAUGUGCUAAAGUAUUUACAGGGAAAAUGUAAAUUUUCUAAGAUUUGCUUUGGAAAUACUGAAGCAUGAAGUAUUUGGGUAUAAAGAUGAAAUCUUAAUGGCAGUACAGUUCCCUUUAAUAAAAUGCCUUAACAGAAGUGAAUGCAGUAAAAUGUAGAAGCUAAGAACAGGAGGGUAUUGAAGGUCGGCUUCUCAUCUGGUUUUGACACUUCUGUGGACACCUGUCACUCUUUCUGCACAUGGGGUGAAAUCUUUCAGCCUGUCUGACCCAUGAAUUGAGAAAUAUAGCACCACUGUUAGAUUUUUUGUUUCUCAUAUAAAUUCUGUAUAAAACUGAACAAAUGGCCAUAUCAA
Molecule: messenger RNA, 7763 nt
Organism: Sus scrofa (pig)
Lineage: Eukaryota; Metazoa; Chordata; Mammalia; Artiodactyla; Suidae
Gene: DMRT2
Product: doublesex and mab-3 related transcription factor 2
Biological process (GO): regulation of transcription by RNA polymerase II; sex differentiation
Cellular component (GO): nucleus
Molecular function (GO): DNA-binding transcription factor activity, RNA polymerase II-specific; RNA polymerase II cis-regulatory region sequence-specific DNA binding
Source: RefSeq, a predicted model, not a curated record